CUCGAGUCUGUCACUCCCCAUCUGGUUGUACCCAAAUUCCACCAUGGCCAUGAAACAAUUCAACCUCGACAUCAUCGGCCAGCCACCCCACCUGCACAUUUACACACAGCUCUGCCUCUGCUAUUCCCUCGCCGACAACUCAAACGCAAAUGCAACCCGCCAAUCAGCUGUCGACACCCUCGCUCAAGGCCUGAAAACCCUAGCACGGCGCAUCCCGUGGCUCGCAGGACAAAUCAUCCACGAGUCGUCAACCGAGCCGGGAAACUCUGGAGUUUACAAGCUCGCUUCCUGGCGCGAUGCUCCGCCCCUGCUCAUCCGUGAUCUUCGUGGGAACCCAUCCGCGCCAACGAUGCAGAAGCUGCGGAAACGGAAUUUCCCCAUGGAACUACUCGACGAGAGAAUCAUAGCGCCCUAUAUGACCAUUCCCGGUGGGAUGGCGGGGGCGAAUCUGGAUGAGCCAACGGCCGUGUUUGCAGUGCAGUUGAAUCAUGUUGAGGGAGGGAUAUUGGUCACGUUUGUAGGACAACAUCAAGUUAUGGAUUUGGUGGGGCAGGUGCAGGUUAUGAAGAUGCUGGAUAGGGUGUGUCGAGGGGAGGAGAUACCGGAGGCGGAGGUGGAGGUUGCGAACAGGGAGCGGGAUGGGGUUAUUCCCGAUUUAAGGGACGACGAGGAGGGGCCGAGGGAGCAGCUCGGGAGGCAGACGGUGAAGAUGCCACCUGCGGCCGACAUGGAUGCGACUCGGCAUGAUGAAGAGGUGGAACAAGUGGUAUCGCCAGCGGUUUGGGCGAGUUUUUCGUUUUCGGGGCAAUCUCUUGCUGCGCUCAAGGCAGCGGCUCUGGAAACGGCCACCAGCAAGAAAAUCUCCACCGACGACACGCUCACCGCGUUCAUCUUCCAGUCUAUCACCCGCGCUCGAUACUACCGCCUUCGAAAUGACUCAAGCGCCACGUGCACGCUGGGCCGCGCUGUCGACGCCCGCCGGUACCUCAAAAUCCCUGCGACCUAUCCCGGCCUCCUGAACAACAUGGUCUACCACUCUCACUCCAUCCAAGAAAUCAUCUCAAUACCCCUGGGCGUACUCGCGUCGGAGCUUCGGCACGAGGUGGACCCCGCCACAUCUCGGAUCGGACUGUACACGCGCACACUAGCCGCACUUCUCCAUCGAACCCCCGGCAAGGGGAGCAUCUCUAUGGGAGCGAACAUCAAUCCCUCCCGUGACAUCAUGAUUAGUUCAUGGGCUGGUGCCGGUGUAGAUUGCUAUGAGAUGGAUUUCGGGAUGGAGUUGGGGGUUCCUGCUGCGGUGAGGAGGCCAGUGUUCGUUGCCGUCGAGGGACUGGGGUAUUUAUUGCCGAAGCAUCCGAGCGGGGAGAUUCUGUUGGUGAUUUGUUUAAAGGAGGAGGAUAUGGAGCUUUUGAAGGGGGAUGAAGAGUGGAGGAGGUGGACGGGUUAAGUUGGGUGAUAGCCAAAACGAUCAAUGCGUGACGCUCCAACAAAUCCGUUGUCAUGAAGUUGGGAGGACCGGGGAUCUCGUACGCAGCGUGCCGCCUGUCGUUGUUAUCGCCGUUGCAGUUCUUCCAGUUCAUUGGCUGCUCAGAGCGUCUUUGCUACAAAGGGUGGCGGCUAUGUGAUAUAUCAUGUAACACCCAUUAUCAUCACCCAGAUAGUUUCAGCGUGGCUCGCCGGCUACAGUGAGAGUUAGUUACUACUUUCCUACUACCGUUUAUCGAUUAAUAUAGUUUUAGGGUUAAGCGGCCUAUAAAGGCCCCACUUAUGGGAAAACACAAUCACCAUUCUUCAAGUAGG
This is a messenger RNA of Chaetomium fimeti, 1803 nucleotides long. RefSeq names its product putative trichothecene 3-O-acetyltransferase. The transcript has a single exon. Bases 44 to 1450 code for a protein of 468 amino acids. The record is from RefSeq and is a predicted model, not a curated record. NCBI's taxonomy places the organism in Eukaryota, Fungi, Ascomycota, Sordariomycetes, Sordariales, Chaetomiaceae.